Anopheles aquasalis is the source of this 3341-nucleotide messenger RNA. It is a transcript of the gene Gasp, whose product is annotated as Chitin binding Peritrophin-A domain-containing protein Gasp. The record is from RefSeq and is a predicted model, not a curated record. Gene Ontology annotation, molecular function: chitin binding. Gene Ontology annotation, cellular component: extracellular region. NCBI's taxonomy places the organism in Eukaryota, Metazoa, Arthropoda, Insecta, Diptera, Culicidae.
AGUUGCACUGCGUACGGAUCGUUGCCCGGAUUUUUGUGGCCGAUUGUUUGCCGUUCCUUUUGGAUUAGACUUUGGGAUUCAGUUCAGUGUGCAGUGGGUGGUGUGGCUUGCAGAAAAAGAAGAAGAGCGGAUUCCGAAUUGUGUUGUGUGCCGGAGCAACAGCAGCAGCAGUAGUGUUGUCCCGUGAAAACCACCGUUUACGCGUGUGAUCAAGAACGUUUAGCGCACUAGCAAAGGACUCCAUCUACAGUCAAGCAAAAUGAAGUAUAGCAUAGUGUUCGUGGUUGCACUCUUCGGAGCUGCCGUGGCCCAGGAAAGCUUCAAGUGCCCGGACGAUUUCGGCUUCUACCCGCAUCAGAGCUCCUGCGACAAGUACUGGAAGUGUGACAACAACGUGGCCGAGCUGAAGACCUGCGGCAACGGGCUGGCGUUCGAUGCGACCGACUCCAAGUACCUGACGGAGAACUGCGACUACCUGCACAACGUCGACUGCGGUGACCGCACCCAGCUAGAACCUCCGAUCUCCACGUCCCACUGCGAGCGUCUGUACGGUAUCUUCCCGGAUGCGGCCAAGUGCGACGUGUUCUGGAACUGCUGGAACGGUGAGGCUUCCCGCUACCAGUGCUCGCCCGGACUCGCCUACGAUCGUGAUGCGCGCGUCUGCAUGUGGGCCGACCAGGUGCCAGAGUGCCGGAACGAAGAGGUAGCCAAUGGAUUCACCUGCCCCGCCGCCGGUGAGAUCUCCAAUGCUGGUUCGUUCUCGCGACAUGCCCACCCGGAGGAUUGCCGCAAGUACUACAUCUGUCUGGAGGGAGUCGCGCGCGAGUACGGUUGCCCGAUUGGUACGGUCUUCAAGAUCGGUGACGCCGACGGUACCGGUAACUGCGAGGAUCCCGAGGACGUUCCCGGAUGCGAAGAUUACUACGGUGAUUUGGACUUGAAGAGCAUCCGCAAGAGUGAGCUGCUCGCCGGUCUGGCCGUCCAGAACGGUGGUGCGCCCGCCAAAGCUAUCACUAAGUCCAACCGUCCGGCACCGAAGGACAGUAACUAGGGCAUCUCGGGCUCGAAGAACAGUGAAGAAAGUGGAGGGGGAGUAGACAGUAGAAGAAAUCAGGGGGGGAACAGAGAGGGGACGGUAGACCACCGUCGAGCGAGAACCCGUUAGGAUACGGCAGUAGUAGAUAGCAAAACACUCAACUGAGACGCUACAGAGGAAGACCAAACGAGAAAAGACAGAGAAAAGGCGAGAGAGAAAGAGAGAGAGAGAGAGAGAGCAGGGCUGGGAUGUAUGUGUGGUGUGUAUGUGUGAAGAAAGGGCAAAGAAUACUUUUAAAAUGGCUACUUUACAACCCCAUCAACGAGCUACUAGAUACUGGAUAGGACUUUGGGGUGAAGACCCUGGCGCAAUAUCGCAAUAUCCCGGACGAAUCUCAAGCCAACGGGAGCCGGCGAGGGAAUUCGAACAAAUAACUCACAAACCCCCCCCCCCCCCCCUCUUCCCCCUCCCAACCCCCGCAGUCGUGAGACCAUCAGCGCCUAAUCAAUGGGAUCGCAGAAGAUUGACGUCGUCGGUCAAAGGCGGGGCUGUGCAGUCGCAGGGAAACAGAUAAGGCGAAGCCUACUACCACUUUUCCUCCUCCUCCUUCCUUUGAGUGACCACAAUAUCUGGUGGUGGCGGUGGCAGCGACAGGAGGCGAUGCGUUAUUGGCUUAACGGGGGAACGUAUCACUUGGCCUUGGCCCAUACCUUACCCCAUAUCAAACGGUCCUUUCUUUCAUGCUGUGGUGGAAUGGGACGAAGAACAGGAAGGUUCCUGGGGCACCGAGAGAGAGAGAGAGAAAGAGAGAAAGAGCUGGAAGAAAAAUGAAGAAGAAAAUGGCAUAAAAAACAACCCCUUGAUGCUUGAUGAGUGAUAAGGAUUCAAAAGUGUAACGGCCCCCGGGGGUGGUCCAGGAUCCAUCCCGGUAAUCCUUUAGGUUCCGUUUUUUUCUGUUUUAUUUGGAUCUCCUCAACUCAACCAACUCAACGCCUACAUCCUCACAGCCAAACUCAACAGACUUCCGUUGAGUGUGGCUCGUGGUUCAUUUGUGUGCGAUUUGUAUGCCCCCUUCCCUGCCCAUGCUUUUGUCUCUUCUUGAGCUACUUUGAGCUACUUCGGUGCGGGCCUUGGACCUUCGCCCCAACACACCCCCGUUUUGUUGCUCCCGACCUGCCGCACCCGAGGAUUAGUGACUCUCCCGGACUUAUUAACUUAUUUAUUUUACAAACGCCCUUUACCCCUUAUACCCGGCCAUGUUUGCGAUGUUUUGCGGCGAGCUGGCCGAACUGCCUCUCUAUCAUCUCUAUCCAUCUGUCAUCCAUCUGUUGAUGUCUUGCUUGCCGGGGGUCCGAGCAACAGCCCAGUCCCCCGAUUUUUCCUUCUUUUUUCUUUCUCAACCCGAAAGCAUGAAAAUACUCAAUAAACUCUCAUUCGUUUGCCACGGGGCUGAGGGCAAACAGCGACCCGCAAACAGUCGUCGCCCGGUUAGCCGUCGUCGGUCGGUCUUUCAUCCUCGAUAGUAGUCUGAUAGUAGUCUUAUCUAGCCUGUGAAGUAGAGCAGCGAUACCUAGAACACCGCCACCGAAACAAAAGAGAGAGAGAGAACAGAACGGAACAGAACAAUGUUAGGAAACUCGAGAGUUGAAGUUGAAACGCGCGAAAGGAGAGAAAAAAAGGAAAUAAUAAAAAAAAAUCUUUAAAACCUUUACAACACGCCCCGAACUGUCCAUGUUUCUUCACUUCGCUAUACUUUCCAACCAACCAACCAACCAACCAACCAACCAACCAACCAACCAUUCAACCAUCAUCAUUCGCUCACUCACUCUGGUGACUGUUGACUUUCUACUGUUCUUAUCCUUCCCCGUGUGUGCGUGCGUGCGGGUGGUUGAGUUUAACCGGAAACGGACGGUGGUACUGUUUGCAGCAACAGCAGAGAUGUACAUCUCUCUGGUACAUCUUCAUCUUCGCUGGGAUGCGUUCUGACUCUAACUGAUGGUACUAAUGGGUCGUGUACACCGGAAACUGUUGUUGGCGCGUGUGUGUUUGGUUGUUCUCUAACUGUUUAUAGCACUCGGUACUCACUUAACAUUACUUUCCUCCACCAACAAAAUAAACGAUGACAAAUGGACGGACGGAUGUGGUGGUGUCGUUUUUAACUAAGUUUACUACCGACCCAUCUCCCAUUAUCACAAAAAACAUCAACCUCCUUCCACCUUCUUCUUAUUGCGUGAUCAUUGUGGUAUGGUGAGAAGUAAUACCUCAACAAACAAAUAGACAAAAAAACCAUCCUUCCUUCGUCUGA